AAUGUUAAUUAAUUAAUUUCUCGUGGCUCUUGUACUUCCUGCAGGAAAAAUAAUACUGCUACUGAAUAUAUGUAGAAUAGUGUGUAUAAGCACAAUAGUUUUGUCUGGCAAAUUGAAAUGGCAGCAACAAUAACCUUGCUUCUUUCUUUGCUCAUUUUAAUGGUGAAAGUCGGCGAUGCUCAACAAGUAUUAAAGCUUCAAAAUCCACUAUUGAUGAAUUGCAGAUUUGAUAAAAUAUAUCAAUUUGGUGAUUCACUUUCCGAUACCGGCAAUUGCAUCAGAGAGACCCUUUGUGGAGCUAAUUUGUCAUGUGGAGCACUUCCUUAUGGAAUGGAUUUUUACCAGAAUGCAACUGGGCGUUGUUCUAAUGGCAUGCUCAUCAUUGAUUUCAUAGCUGUGGAAUCUGGUCUUCCUCUGCUAAAUCCAUACAAGGAUGAAAAUGCAGAUUUUAGACAUGGUGUGAAUUUUGCAGUAGCUGGGUGUACUGCUUUAUCUGCCAAAUCCCUCGCAGGGAACAACAUUGUUAAUAUAGCACUUACAAAUAGUUCAUUGAGUGUGCAACUUGAUUGGAUGUCUUCUCAUUUCCAGAUCACCUGCUCCCCUGAUUGCCCAGAAAAAAUGAACAAGUCACUUUUCUUAGUUGGAGAAAUUGGAGGAAACGAAUUCAUUUAUGGCUUAUCACAAGGUAAAACCAUGGACGAGUCGCGAAGAAUGGUGCCGGAAGUUGUUCAGACCAUCAUUCAUGGCGUUAAAAGGGUCAUCGGUUUUGGGGCUACUCAAAUUAUAGUUCCAGGCAACUUCCCAAUAGGUUGUCACCCAAUUUUCCUAACAAAAUUCAUGACCAACAUCUCAACUGCCUAUGAUGAGUACCAUUGCUUGAAAGACUUAAAUAACUUUGCAAUAUUCUUCAAUCGUAAUUUGCAACAAGCCAUUGAUGAGUUGAAGAAAGAUUACCCAAACAUUACACUGAUUUAUGGUGACUACUACAACGCCUUUCUGUGGCUUCUACAAAAUGCCGGCAGUCUUGGAUUCGACAACAACUCCUUGCAAAAAGCAUGUUGUGGAAUAGGAGGAGAAUAUAAUUAUGAUGUACAUAGAAGAUGUGGUGCUCCAAGAGUUCCUGUGUGUGUUGAUCCGAGUACUCACAUCAGUUGGGAUGGAGUUCAUUUGACACAAAAUGCAUACCGUUGGAUAGCAAGAUGGCUAAUUGAUGAUAUAUUACCUAAAUUAAACUGCCAAGUUUAACUUCUUUCUCUUAAUUUCUUGCGGAAGUACAUCAAUCCAUUGUCAUGCAGUCCGUUAGCAGAGUAAUUGUUCUUUUUAUUGUGAAGAUAGCUAAUUGAUCGAUGACAAUUUGAAAUAGCAAGUGAUUUGUCUUUAUUGUGAAAGUGCACAUCAAUGUUACUCUCUCGAAUGCUAUCCUCUCAAAUUGAGAAA
This is a messenger RNA of Solanum tuberosum (potato), 1437 nucleotides long. RefSeq names its product GDSL esterase/lipase At5g03980-like. The transcript has 5 exons. Bases 118 to 1245 code for a protein of 375 amino acids. The record is from RefSeq and is a predicted model, not a curated record. Lineage: Eukaryota; Viridiplantae; Streptophyta; Magnoliopsida; Solanales; Solanaceae. Gene Ontology annotation, molecular function: hydrolase activity, acting on ester bonds.